Molecule: messenger RNA, 1751 nt
Organism: Betta splendens (Siamese fighting fish)
Lineage: Eukaryota; Metazoa; Chordata; Actinopteri; Anabantiformes; Osphronemidae
Gene: hacd2
Product: 3-hydroxyacyl-CoA dehydratase 2
Exons: 7
Coding region: 121-855 (244 amino acids)
Biological process (GO): fatty acid elongation; very long-chain fatty acid biosynthetic process; sphingolipid biosynthetic process
Cellular component (GO): endoplasmic reticulum membrane
Molecular function (GO): 3-hydroxyacyl-CoA dehydratase activity
Source: RefSeq, a predicted model, not a curated record
AUCCUCCCAAUACUUCCUGGUGUGGGCCAUGGUGAGGUCCUCCCCCUUCGAUCGCCUAUCGACUCGGGGAACCUGACAGGCGCCGUCAACCUGCACCAAGGACCGCUGAGAGUUGCAGUCAUGUCGGCAUCUGCUUCGGGGACCAGCAAGGCGGCCCACGGCGAUGCGGGCCAGAAGAAGAAGAAGGGACCCGGCGCCCUGGCUACGGCCUACCUGGUCAUCUACAACGUUGUUAUGACAGCGGGGUGGCUGGUGAUAGCUGUGGGUCUGGUCAGGGCCUAUCUGGCCAGAGGAAGCUACCAUGGGCUGUACUACUCCAUAGAGAAGCCCCUGAAGUUCUUUCAAACUGGAGCUAUUCUGGAGAUACUGCACUGCGCUGUAGGAAUCGUACCGUCCUCUGUGGUCCUGACUGGGUUCCAGGUCAUGUCCCGCGUCUUCCUCACGUGGGCCGUCACACACAGCGUCAGAGAGGUGCAGAGCGAGGACAGCGUGCUGCUGUUCGUCACGGCCUGGACUGUCACAGAAAUCAUCCGUUACUCCUUCUACACGUUCAGCCUGCUCAACCACCUGCCGUACCUCAUCAAAUGGGCGAGGUACACCUUCUUCAUCGCGCUCUAUCCCAUGGGCGUGGCCGGGGAGCUGCUGACCAUCUACGCAGCGCUGCCGUACGUGCAGAAGACGGGCCUGUACUCCGUCACCCUCCCCAACAAGUACAACUUCUCCUUUGACUACUACACCUUCCUCAUCCUCAUCAUGAUCUCCUACAUUCCUCUCUUCCCCCAGCUCUACUUCCACAUGAUUCGACAGAGGAAGAAGGUGCUCGGCCACGCGGAGGACUACAGCAAAGUGGAGUGAGCCGACCACAGUCCGCCGAGAUCCAAAGCAAAACAACCCAGAGAAGAACAAAAGCACGUCUGCUAACUGAAACCCAAAGUCUGAGCAGCUCCCAAGCUGCCAGAGCUGACCUGACCUGGCACAUGAGUCAAUUACUGUAUAAAAACAUUUUAACAUUUGUCCGGGUUGUCUAAAUCCUCACAAGUCAUGAACCUGCUGGUGUUAUUUUUGUGUUGUUUUAAUUUAUGAACAAGCUGAAGAGUCGGACACAGUUGAGCUGCCUCUGUGUGGUGAGCGGAACCAGGUCGGAGACGAUGCACUGAUAGAAUAUAACCUUUAAUGGCACCACAUGAAACCCCCCAUAGACCAAGAGGCAGUUUUGCUUUACUAGGACAUAGAAAAAGAACGAAGCGACUAGGUUAAGUGUAGGUUUUUGGUGUCAGUGUGUGUUCUGUCCAGAUUUGUAUGUUUCUUUGGUUUCCUUCAUUCCUUUCAAUAAGAACAUUGAUCACAUUCCUGAUUUGGUCCAAUAAAUAAUUUCUUUCUGCGCUCGCAUGACUUUCUUGAUGUCGGUUAAGUUGACACUUUAAAAGCUUGUGUCCUUUGAUUUUCUGUGUUUGACGUUCAGGUGACUCACGCAUCACUAACCUGUAGUAGCCAGAAGAUGACGAGUCAUGUUUUUCAUUCCCACAUCCCUCAUCACUUUGUGCCAGGGUACUUUUAGAUUACUUUUAGCUUCAUUAAUGUGAUGUUUUGCAGCUAAUUUAGAUUAAAACGCAGUUUUAGCUUCGUCCUCUCAUUUAUAAACUACACUGUGUGUGUGAGGUGCUAAAAAGCUUUCAUUACAAAAGAUCAAUGAAGUCAUGAUGGAUCACAUGUAAGUUAUUGGACAGCACAACGUACAGUAGCAAAGAUUA